UCGCACCUGCUGCCAAUCUCCUCAUCAGCUCAUCACUGUCACAGGCCAGAUCAGCCUCAGGAAUAAAUACACAGCCGUAGCCAUGCUGUCCUGUACACAUCUAUCCCGAUGGAAGCCUUAACCCUUUCUGCAUAUAACUUCGGCGGCUAUCCGGGCUAUUUCCCUCUUUACCAUGGGAACACGAAAUUCAAACCCCAGCCCUGGAGCAGAAAGGGCAGCUUUGGUGUCGUGCCUGAGAUUCCUGAUUAUUUUGAACUCUACAAACGCGCUCAGUUAAAAGCUAUUUUGUCUCAGGUGAACCCAAAUUUAACCCCCCGCCUGCGUAAAGCCAACACUAAAGAGUGCGGGGUUCAGGUGAAUCCGAAAGUCAGCGCCGCGGUCCAGUGCUCUCUCGGACCCAAGACGCUGUUCUAUCGCGAGGAGAAGCGGGAUUCUCCGGAAACCAGCAGUCCGCUGGGACUCGAGCUUCCCAGCACCCCGGUGAACAAUGUGCGCUUCUCCCGGCCCGUGGCGAUCUACUCGCCCGUGUUUGACCGCAGGUUUUUCUCCAUGCCAGCCCAUGCUGAUGAGCCGGACAGUAAGGAUGUGAAGCUGGGCAGCGGCGAAGAAGAAAACUGCGCAGCGGAAGUAGAGACGCGCGAGACCGAGAAUGCACAGGGGAACGAGCUUCAGAGUCGCGCGCCCGCAAGGUUUAACUUUCAGUUUCUGGAGCAGAAAUAUGGCUACUACCACUGCAGCAAGUGCAACAUUCGCUGGGAAAGCGCAUACGUCUGGUGCAUCUCUGGAACUUGCAAGGUUUACUUCAAGCAACACUGCAGAAAGUGCCAAGCUGGACUGAACCCCUACAGAGUGGAGUCUAUUCAGUGUCAGGUAUGUGCACGGACACGCUGCUGCUGUGAGCAGAAGCAGAGGCACAUUGACAUUCGUCGUCCUCACCGCCAGGAUUUGUGUGGCCGCUGCAAGGGCAAGAGGCUGUCCUGUGACACCACCUACAGCUUCAAAUACAUAGUCUGACCUGUCUCUCUAACAAUCUUUUUAUAAUUCUGAUGACCAUGAAUUUUUGUAUUGUGUAUUAUAUUCCUGAAUAAAAUGUAC
Messenger RNA from Neoarius graeffei (lesser salmon catfish), 1095 nucleotides. It is a transcript of the gene zar1l, whose product is annotated as zygote arrest 1-like. Gene Ontology annotation, biological process: translation. Gene Ontology annotation, molecular function: mRNA base-pairing post-transcriptional repressor activity. The transcript has 4 exons. The coding region runs from base 109 to 1014 and encodes 301 amino acids. NCBI's taxonomy places the organism in Eukaryota, Metazoa, Chordata, Actinopteri, Siluriformes, Ariidae. Gene Ontology annotation, cellular component: cytoplasm. The record is from RefSeq and is a predicted model, not a curated record.